Molecule: messenger RNA, 3796 nt
Organism: Drosophila ananassae
Lineage: Eukaryota; Metazoa; Arthropoda; Insecta; Diptera; Drosophilidae
Product: galactosylgalactosylxylosylprotein 3-beta-glucuronosyltransferase P
Exons: 9
Coding region: 757-2244 (495 amino acids)
Biological process (GO): chondroitin sulfate proteoglycan biosynthetic process; carbohydrate metabolic process
Cellular component (GO): Golgi membrane
Molecular function (GO): galactosylgalactosylxylosylprotein 3-beta-glucuronosyltransferase activity
Source: RefSeq, a predicted model, not a curated record
GCUCAGUUCCGUAGUCAGUUUUCCAGUUAGUGGACGUGUCGCGGGUCGCUACGGGACCUCCGCCGAUUUUACUGUUAGUUUCGCAAAGUGCGUGUUAAAAAUAGCGAAAAAAUCCGAAACUCCCUAUUCCAGAGAUAGUACAAAAAUUUAAAAUAAAACUUUGCCAGGCUUUGCCAGUGAAAAUUAGAAAAAGAAAAACUCAUUUUACCGGCACUAACCGAAAGUGAAAAGUGUGUCCUCCCCCUUGAGUUGGAUGUUUGAUUAUCGAGGCUUCGAGACUUCCGGGUUCCAGCCAAAUGGCUAAAUGGAGUGCCAUGCUCCAGUCUCCAAAUGCUACGAACAGCUCUGUGUCUACGAAUAACUCGUUGCGUAGAAAACCGCACAGGCCCUAAUCUCUGACCGUUCCGUCCCCCCACGUCCUGCUACGCCCUCGCCCUCGUCUCCGUCCCGCCCCCUUCCCAACCAAACCAACUUGGAUAUAAAUCAGAAAUCGGGUGAAAUGAAAUGAAACGAAUAUAAAUGAAAAUAAGUCACUCGCCAAGCAAAGAGAGGCGAGCCAAGUUCACGGAAAUAGCCACAGCAAAAGAAAUCUUAAAUCGAAACGAAUGAAAUCAAAACAUCAAAGUCGAGUAACGCGACCAACACGAAAGAAAUCACAGAAAUUGCACCUGCACCUGCAACUGCAACAGCAACAUCGCAACACUGCAACAUAAACAAACACUAGUGCAAACUAGUGCAGAAGAAUUAUUCUUGAAGAUGAAGCUCACAUAUAGCAACCUGGGGGGCAGCGGAAACGGAAUUGGGAUCGGUAACGGAAACGGAAACGGCAGCAAGAUGUCUCUGGGAAAAUCCAUCAAAAUGUACCUGACAAUAUUCAUAGCAACCACCUGCAUCUACAUGGUGCUGUACCAGUACCACAUAUCCCAGGAACCCUUUGCCGGCAGCGAAGUUGUCAAGCAUCAAGAGAAAUCAUCGUCAUAUAUCGCUUCAUAUUUGUGGUCACCCAUUUCCCUGUUAAUGGCUAAUAAUUCCAUUCAGACCAACUCAAAUCCCUUACCAACAACAACCACAACAUCAACAAAAACAAUCACAACAACUACAUCAGAUUCAACAACCACAAAAGCAACAAUAUCCCAAAAAUUGGGAAUAUCUUCCGAUUCCAUUGAAACGGUUUCAUUAAUAGCCACCAGACCGACUUUGAUAUCCUCGCGAUUGGAUUUGAGAUCGGGAUUAAGAUCGGGAUCGGGAUCGGGAUCGGGAUCGGUGGGUGGUGGCCAUCAUAAGACUGUAAUCAUUAAGACAAGCACCACACCAACAACAACAACAGCAACAACAACAACAUCGACAAGCCCGGCCAGUGGGCUUGUGACAACAAAAUUAGCCACAACCACAGCCAAACCGAAAGCCAAACAAUCCGCGGCUGCCAAGUCCAUUACCGCCCACUCGGACCACGCCCAUAAGACUCGACCAACAUUCGUUGCCGUCUCUCAGCCCCCGCCCCUGUACAUAAUCACGCCCACCUACCGACGACCCGAACAGACGGCAGAGCUCACCCGGCUGGGCUAUACGCUGAAGCACGUGGCGAAUCUCCUCUGGCUGGUCAUCGAGGACGCCAACAAAACGAACCCCCUGGUGGCGCACACCCUUGACCGGAUUGGAGUGCCCUACGAGUACAUGGUGGCACCCAUGCCGGAAAAGUACAAGCAGACGAAACGAGCGAAACCGCGAGGCGUCUCCAAUCGGAAUCGGGGCCUCCAGUAUCUCCGGCAGCAUGCCACCGAGGGUGUGCUCUACUUCGCCGACGACGACAACACCUACGACAUUAGCAUAUUCGAACAGAUGCGGUAUAUCAACAAGGUGGCCAUGUGGCCAGUGGGCUUGGUAACAAAAACUGGUGUUAGUAGCCCCAUAAUUCAGAACGGGAAGCUAGUUGGCUUCUAUGAUGGCUGGAUCGGAGGACGCAAAUACCCUGUCGAUAUGGCAGGGUUCGCGGUUAGCGUCAAGUUCUUGAAGGAACGACCCAAAGCGGAGAUGCCCUUCAAGCCAGGAUACGAGGAGGAUGGAUUUUUGCGGAGCCUGGCGCCGCUGGACAAUUCCGAAAUUGAAUUGUUGGCCGAUGAGUGUCGAGAUGUCCUCACGUGGCAUACGCAGACCAAGAAGAAUGCACCAGCGCAGGCGCUCAAUAGAACGCGAUACCGCGAUACAAACCUGGAGUUUAUAGACAAGCUGCUGGUGCGCCCGUAGGAGUAUUUACUGUAGUUAGCUAGGCUAGGUUAGGCUUAGCUAGGAGCUUACUUGAUGGGGAGGGCCAGGGCGUCUGGCGGUGCCUCUGGCGGGUUGUACAGGUAUAACCUGGAGCGCAUUUUUGAUCAGAUCAGCCGGCAGUGUAUAUUUGGUGGUAACAACUAAAAAAAAUAAUAAUUAGGCUCUAAGCGCACAAACCUCUAUGAUAAUUGAUAAUUGAUAUUGCACCGUAGACUUUGUUUGACCCCAAAAAACGGCUUUAUCGUAACCUUUACAUUCGUAAUUCAUACCUUAAGUAACAUAUUGUAUCAUAUCGCAACGUCCUCGACUUGUUUGUAAAUAUUAUUAAUCGCAAUUCUUGCGUUAAGUUUAGAUAUAAAUUAUAGCUUGUGCUUUAAGUUUAGGUUGAACCAGAUAAGAGGAUGGAUUUCCAAGCCAGCAACGAAUCGCAUCGGAUGUUCCUAGACCAAAGAAAUAACCAAAUGAAUCUAUCCCCAGGGAAAUUGCAAUUACCCGGUUGAAGUCAAGGCCAGGAAUACCACAUCAACAAUCAAUUAGGGCAAGGUGUCAAAAAAUACAAAAAACACAAAAACAAAAACAGAGAAUAUAAAAACAAAAGUUAUUUUGCCAAGUACUCCGGGCCCCAAUGCUCUUCAAUAAUUCAUGACGACAUAUGGAUUUUCGAGGUAGAGAGAUAAAAUGUAGCACGGAUGAACACCAUGCCCCGCCGAAUCGCGUGCCACACCAGACCGGCACGCCACCUGGUAGGACGUGGUUGUAAGCCUUGUAAUAGGACUGAAUGGCUCAAAAAUUUUCGGCGAAUUCGGCAAUAAUCAAUUCCAUUCCCAGGACACUAAACGAUCCUUGAUUGAACGGAAAACUAUCUGAAGGCCUGCGAUUUUUUUGCGUAUUAUUUCCGCAAAUGGGUUUCCACGCAACAAUUUUAUUGUCACUACUCAUAAGUUACGCUAACACUAAGUUAAGUUUGUGAAAAGGUUUAUAUAUAUUCAAGUUAUGAACUGCACUGAAAUCGCCUACAUGUAAAUACUAAUCACAGAAUAUUAUAUAUAUUGUAACCAAACUUUUACACGUCCCGCAAAAAAAAUGAAAAAAAAUUUGCAAAAGUGAAAUGCGCAAGUGAGGAGGAGGAAUGGAAAGGAAACUAUGACAAAUGGUAUUACGAAAUUUAUACAAUUUAUACAAUUGAAUAUAUUAUAUAUAAUGAAAUAUGAAUAAGCCGCAAAGCAAUUAGUUAGGUACUUACAAAAUCUUACGAGAAUAAACCAAGAAGAAUAAAUCAACAAAUUAUUGAAUCUUUAAAAGAAAAUCAACUUUUUCAAAGAAUAUAUCUCAAAUGUUUCACCCAGAAUACUAACGAUAAUGAAAGAUAUGUCUAAAACCUAUUCUCUUAUUCAAAUAAAUUACAACAUACAAUGUUUAAACCUGGCAGGACUUAAAGCAAGGAACUUCAAUCAUUUUGUAAGCAAAAAACCAAAAUACAAAUAACAUUCAAUAAAAAAGAUAAACUUUUCUUAACAAUUUUCAAAACAAA